CGCUCUGCCAUUGGCCGCAGCGUCUCAGACCUGAACACACCUGACAGGUGAGUCUGAGGCUCCGGUUCAGACCCAGGUCUGGACCAGGACACAGAAGGACAGAUGGGUCACAACCACAGCUGCACCUGUCCACAGGUGAUCCUGAUGGGCCUGGACUCCGCUGGGAAGUCGACUCUGCUGGCCCACCUGCUUACAGGACAGGUCAUGGACACCUCCCCCACCAUCGGCUUCAAUGUUGGGAACCUGGACCUGGACAAGAAGACCAGUCUGACUGUGUGGGACGUAGGAGGACAGAAGAGCAUGAGAACCAACUGGAGGUUCUACCUGGAUGACUGUCAGGUUCUAGUCUUCGUGGUGGACUCCUCUGAUCAUGCUCGGAUGUCUGAGGCUCAAAAAGCUCUGAAGAAGAUUCUGAGUGAUGAGAAGUUAAGAGGAGUUCCAUUGAUGGUUCUAGCAAACAAGAAGGAUCUGCCCAACAGCAUGACCAUCAGAGAGGUGUCCACUCUCCUGGACCUCCCUGGUCUUGUGGGUCGUCGGUGGCAGAUCCAGGCCUGCAGUGCUCUACAGGGUCUGGGUCUAAACCAGGCCUUCACCUCCAUCAACAAGAUGAUCAAGAAGAACUGAAUCACAUCCACCAAGACCAGAUCUGCAGGUCCAGGUCCAGGGUCAAACCACCAAGACCAGAUCUGCAGGUCCAGGUUCAGGGUCAGACCACCAAGACCAGAUCUACAGGUCCAGGUCCAGGGUCAGACCACUGGACCUGGAUUAUUUAGGUCCAGGUUCAGGGUCAGACCACUGGACCUGGAUUUUCGAGGUCUGACAUAGACCUCUGGCCCUUAAAGGUCUGUACCUGCUGGGACCAGGACCAGGACCAGGACCAGGAUGCUGAUUGGACAGAAGCCCCGCCCCUCUUCCUGUCAGAAACACUGUCCACUCAGCAGGUUCCGCCCUUUAAAGGCUCCACCUUUUUCUUGUGUGUUUUGUGGUUUGUGGGUGUGGUUUGUCCUUCAGGGCUGCGGUAAAAUCACGAUCAUUCGUGAUCGUGUCAGAUUUGGAGUUUUCGUGUCUGUUCUGUUAAACGUAGUCAUGGUAAAUUCUCGUUGUCAUUAAAUAAACGUGUGAAAAGAAUCAAAAUUUGUUUGUCUGUGACCAGUGACAUGUGGUCUGUAAUUGACCAGAAGCAGAGCACACAGAGCACCGAAACCAGCAAAAUAAAACAGGAAGUGAACACAACCCCUCACCAAAAUAAAAC
Molecule: messenger RNA, 1252 nt
Organism: Sphaeramia orbicularis (orbiculate cardinalfish)
Lineage: Eukaryota; Metazoa; Chordata; Actinopteri; Kurtiformes; Apogonidae
Gene: arl11
Product: ADP-ribosylation factor-like 11
Exons: 5
Coding region: 103-624 (173 amino acids)
Molecular function (GO): GTPase activity; GTP binding
Source: RefSeq, a predicted model, not a curated record